AUGAUUCAAUUAAAGACAAUGCUCAACUGCAUCGACAACUCCGGCGCCGCCGUUGUCGAGUGCGUGAAUGUCCUGAAAAAGAAGCGCCCCGCCACCGUUGGUGACCGCAUCGUGGUCGUGGUCCAGAAGCAACGAAAUUUCGGCCCCGACAGCAGCAACAACGUCGGUAUCGCAAACAAGGUUCGCCGAGGAGACAUUCGCCAUGCCGUUGUCGUCCGCGCGGCCAAGGAAAUGCAGCGCCCGGAUGGUUCGAUCGUCAAGUUCGAUGACAAUGCCUGUGUUCUCGUCAACAAGUCCGGAGACCCCAUCGGAACAAGAAUGAACGGUGUCGUGGCUACGGAACUACGAGGACGACAGUGGUCAAAGAUCCUGUCGUUGGCGCCGAUGCAUGUGUAG
Molecule: messenger RNA, 396 nt
Organism: Aspergillus tubingensis
Lineage: Eukaryota; Fungi; Ascomycota; Eurotiomycetes; Eurotiales; Aspergillaceae
Product: mitochondrial 54S ribosomal protein uL14m
Exons: 4
Coding region: 1-396 (131 amino acids)
Biological process (GO): translation
Cellular component (GO): ribosome; mitochondrial large ribosomal subunit
Molecular function (GO): large ribosomal subunit rRNA binding; structural constituent of ribosome
Source: RefSeq, a predicted model, not a curated record